AAUACGACCAAAAAUCUCUGCCCACCCUUGUGAUUUCAGCGGAUUUCCCGUCACGAAGCAAAACAAAAGCAAGCAAGCUACAUCCGCCCCCCAUACAACUAAUCUGGAUCGAUCUUCUUCCUUCCUUUGUAAUGGUGAAAACUGAAAAUGCAGACCUUGCAGAGCUAAAGAGGAUUAGUGUUUGGAGUUGGUGUAGUCCGUAAUCCAUCCAAGAGUUGACUGUAGAAUCUCGAAGCAGGCGAGCGGCAAAGAAUGGUGAAAGAGGAACAAAUCCAAGGGUUUACGGUGGGAAGAUUAUUAACAAGAGCUCGGAGGAAGAGGAACAAAUCCAAGGCGAGAAAUCUUGGGUCGUAGCCACCUUGGCGCUUCAUGGUGGCGAGAAAUCUAGGGUCAAAGCUGGAUUUGAAAUUCCAUGGAAUAUGAUUAGAAUUUCACAUAGUCUGUACAAUUCAAUAUAAAUCCAUUAACAAUUUUUAUUAUAUUUCACUACUUUGAUUACUUCUUUAUUAUUAUUAAAAUACUUUUUAUCCAUAUAAAUGUGAUUAACUUUUCACCUUGUAAACUUAUCGUAUCAAGUGUUCUAAAUAAUUGCGAAAUACCUCUUGAUUAUAUUAAAAGGAAUAAUUAUUCAAAUUCAAAACUCUUCUUACCAUAUUAUUGUUAUUAAAAUAAAUAAACUAUAAUACAACCAAAUAUGUAUAUCACCCUUUUAGAAUGUUUUUAAUUGGACUAAAAUUUUCUGGCUUGGUCUGACAAAUGUCUAGUCCCUAUGUAUUUUAUAACUAUGCAAGUCUGCUUUGAUCUUAUCUUGUCUGGUCUGUGACUGAAAAUAGUCCAAAUACAACACCCUUAAUAUUAAUUCAAAAAAUGAGAAGAUGAUUAAAUACUUAUUUAUUAGUUAAAACAAUAAUAAUUGUCAUAAAAUGCGAUUAGUAUGUUUUAGAAAGUCAUUUAAAGCUUUCAUAACUCUCAACACUUAAUAAGUCAUGUAUUAAUUUACAUGUGGGUCUCUUUCUAGGGCUUUUAGCCGCUAGAGCUUCGUUUUCUCCGCUCUCGGCCUUCCGAGGUGCGGCCGUAGGCAGGGGUGUUUUGGGAGCUUCGGAAGUUUGCUUUCCGUUUCGUUUUGCAGGUCAAAGGACAAAGGGCGAGCGGAAUCUUGGAGUAGCAGAUUUGAGCAGGGCGACCGGUGGUUCAAUUCGGGCGGAGAAUGUGAUGGGCGGCAGAAUGACGAAGGAAAGUGGUUCAACGAAGGAUGUAUUGCUGAACGGAGAGGUGGGUCAGAUGAAGGUUGCUCGGCAGGAAACCGACCUUGCGACGAAUGGGAGCAGAGCCUUUGGUAUUAGGGUUUGGAGCCGUGGCUUGUUCGUGUCAACAAUCAUAGUGAUGGUCCGACCUCCUCCCGAACCACCACCAGGGGACUCGCUUGGUGAAUCUAUGGAGGUGCUCGUGAAGAAGGAAAGGAAUUUUUAUUUAUCUGCAUUUUUAUUGUCGUUUUUGUCAUCACACUUUUAUUUGUUUUGUUGCUAUUAUUUUUUAUUGUAAGACUCUUGCAUUAAGAUCGGGUGAAGUUAGGUCUACUUCAAUCAUCUGUGGCUCAGGUUUGCCCAUUAAUGGAUCAGUGGGUUAUAUUGCUUGUUUGAAGGUGAUUAACUUCAAAUCUGGUUCGAAGGCUGACGGUUGCAUGUGAGUCCUUUGAGUCCUUAUUCAUUUUACUCACUUUCUGAAUGCUAAUGCUUUUAUUUCAAUAUAAGCCCCCCUCUUCCAAAAAAAAGUCCAUCUAUUAAUUUUUUUUUUUUGAAAUACCAUCUAUUAAUUUCUUAUUAAUGCAAUUUAGAGUUCUAUGGGGGUGGGAAAAUAGAAUUCUAUUUGGAAUCCCAAAUACGAAUAUUGGCUUAGGCCAUGGGGAUUGCAAAAUUAAGUCAUGCCUGAACAUCCUGACUUCAUGUUUGGAUGACUCUAAGAAAGUGGUCUUCGGGUUCGAACUUAAAGCUUG
Molecule: messenger RNA, 1993 nt
Organism: Cuscuta epithymum
Lineage: Eukaryota; Viridiplantae; Streptophyta; Magnoliopsida; Solanales; Convolvulaceae
Source: the annotation of a GenBank genome assembly